GGCUGGCUAGAUCAAAGAUAUAUCUUUGCAGAGGCAAGAGUAUACCACUAUUGAUAGAGGUAAACUGAAGACAUGAAUUAUUCAGCUCCUCUUCUCCUCAGGAGCAGAUGUGUCCACCAUCAAGCUGUGUGGAGCAAAGCAAGACCUCUAUUCAGAGAAGAGACCUCACCAAAUCAGAGGCAAAGAAACUCAGCAGGUUCAAGCGCUAGCGUUGAAAAAUCAAGCAAGAAACACUCAAAGUUUGAUUUCAAAAACAAGAAGCUGGUUCGGAACAAACCCAAUGACAAAGCUGCAGAUGAAGGAGGUGUACUAGAUAAAUCAAAUAUGAAUAUAAGAAAGCGAUUUCGAAAAACUGAUGUAGAAAUCAAUGAAGUGACAGCUGAGAAGAUGGUCCUGUAUAAAGAUCGAGACAUUAUAGCCCUGAACAAGCCCAGUGGUAUAGCCGUCCACAGUGGCCCCAAGAUGAAGAAUGACUUGUCUCAUUACCUACAUUACUGGCAGGAGAGUGGGCAUGAACUACCUGAGCUGGCACAUCGCCUUGACAAAGACACGUCAGGAGUGCUCCUGCUGACUCGCCAUACUGACGCUGCUCGGAGACUGGCUCAGCUGUUCAAAGAGCGAGGGAUUGUCAAAAAGUAUUGGACAAUCACUUUUGGAGUUCCAGACCAUUUGGAAGGUGUGAUUCAGAUUCCAUUGUCUACUAGAAACAUUGCAGCUAACGGGAACAUGACUAGGGUAGUGCUACGAGUGGAUAAGAUGGCCGCCCACAACCCCUCAACUGUGGGGAAGACGUUACCAGGAGGAGUCGCUAUGGCCGAGACUGAGUACUCUGUGCUCAGUGUGUGCUCUCUGGCUCCAAAGAGAUGUUGUCUCAUGGAGGUCACUCCUGUCACAGGAUUCAAGCACCAGAUACGAGUUCACUUAGCGGACGGUCUGACGUGUCCCAUCCUAGGAGACCACAAGUUUGCCGGCCCAGUCCUCAGAGCCUCUCCUAACCUCAAGAAGAGAGUGGAGGCCAUCAGUAAGACCAGUCACCUGCACCUUCAUGCUAGGGAGAUAGUGAUUCCCGGGUACCUGGCGUCAACGGGGAAGCCCCUAGUCAUUAAGGCUCCACUCCCAGGAUAUUUCAUAAAGACUUCGAAAGAACAAGGAUUGCAUGUAAAUGUGUCAUAA
Halichondria panicea is the source of this 1173-nucleotide messenger RNA. Its product is annotated as pseudouridylate synthase RPUSD4, mitochondrial-like. The coding region runs from base 73 to 1173 and encodes 366 amino acids. Gene Ontology annotation, molecular function: RNA binding; pseudouridine synthase activity. Gene Ontology annotation, biological process: enzyme-directed rRNA pseudouridine synthesis. The transcript is spliced from 7 exons. The record is from RefSeq and is a predicted model, not a curated record. Lineage: Eukaryota; Metazoa; Porifera; Demospongiae; Suberitida; Halichondriidae.